Plasmodium yoelii is the source of this 828-nucleotide messenger RNA. Its product is annotated as PIR protein. The coding region runs from base 1 to 828 and encodes 275 amino acids. The transcript is spliced from 3 exons. Lineage: Eukaryota; Apicomplexa; Aconoidasida; Haemosporida; Plasmodiidae. The record is from RefSeq and is a predicted model, not a curated record.
AUGUCUUAUAAAGUGUGGGAAUCAAUUAAUACGAUCGAUAAAUAUUUUGAUGAUGAUCCGAAAAACGCUGGAGAACAUAAUCCUAUGAAUAUGUUAAAAUUGUAUUGCCCUGAUAGUAACUGUAGUAGUGAUGAAGAAGAGAUUGUCGCUGGUUUUAUAAUGUUACUAAAUCUGAUUGGUGAGGAAAAAAUAGAUGGUGAAAAACUUGUUGAAUACGCUAUUUUAUGGUUAAGUUAUAAACUAAAUCAAAAAAAAGAAAAUGAAACGAUCAUAUUAAAAGAUUUUUAUACUGAUCAUAUAGAAUAUAAUAGUUGUUAUAAUAAGCAUAUAGCUGCUGAUAGUAAUAGUGAUGAUAAUAUUAAUAAGGGUGUUAUAGAAAAAAAAAUAAAAUCGAUGAAUAUGUAUAUUAAAGAUAUAUCUAAUUUUUAUGAUCCAUUUAAAUCAUUAUGUAACAUGUAUAGUGAAAUUAAUGCAGAAAAUAAUACUGAAUGCAAGACAUGUUUAGAAAAUGCUGGAGAAUUUUUUGAAAAAUAUGAAAAACUUAAAGAUUCUUUUGAAAUUACUAAAGGAGAUUCUUAUUCUCAACUAUGGUCUAAUUUAUCAGUAGAUUAUAAAAUUUUUGAAAAUGAAUAUAAUAAAUUUAGGUGUGAUAAUGUCUCAUCAGUUGUAGCUUGUCCACGAAGUUCAGUAACAAAAAAUACACUAAUUGCAAUUGCAAUUAUAUUUGUUGCAGCAUCAAUUUUAUUGGGAGUUUCUUAUAAGUAUUCGUUAUUUGGAUUUCGGAAACGAUCUCAAAAACAACAUUUAAGAGAAAUGUUAAAAAAAUAA